Molecule: messenger RNA, 837 nt
Organism: Tripterygium wilfordii
Lineage: Eukaryota; Viridiplantae; Streptophyta; Magnoliopsida; Celastrales; Celastraceae
Exons: 3
Coding region: 1-837 (278 amino acids)
Source: RefSeq, a predicted model, not a curated record
AUGAAUUCAAGUUCAAGUUCUAGUGAUGAUGAUGACGGCCGUGAUUGGGUGGCAGAUGUACUUCAAGGUCAUCCAGUUCGUUAUCAUGAAGCAUUUCGAAUGCCGGUUGAGGUAUUCCAUGCUUUAUGUGGAGUUUUACGGGAUGAUUACGGAUUGAUUGGUUCGGAUAAUGUUGGCAUUCUGGAGAUGGUAGCGAUGUUCGUAUCAAUCUUGGGCCGUGCUCAAGCAAAUAGGGAUAUACAUGAGAGGUUUCAACACUCAGGGGAGACAAUCAGUCGCCUUUUCCACAAGGUAUUGCUAGCAGUAUUGAAACUAUCUAAGGAUAUCGCUCAACCAAGGGGCAACUCAUUGCAUGAAAUGCCAAGGUAUAUAAGGGAGCAUUCCAAAAUUUCAUAUCGUAUAUGUUUCAAGGAUUGCAUUGGGGCACUGGAUGGGACUCAUAUUUCGGCAAUUGUCAGACCAGAAAAUAGACAAAGAUAUAUUGGGAGAAAAGGAGUUGCCACCCAGAAUGUUUUAGCUGUGUGUGAUUUUGACAUGAUGUACACUUAUAUAUCGGCAGGAUGGGAGGGAUCGGCUCAUGAUAGUAGGGUACUGGAACAUUCUCUGCGUGUUGAGCGUAUGAAGUUCCCAAAACCGCCACCAGGAAAAUAUUACUUAGUUAAUGCCGGAUAUACAAACAAGACAGACUUCCUCGCACCAUACAAGGGCGAGAGGUAUCAUGUUCCUGUAUUUCAAAAUGGAGCACCCACUUCAGGACCACGUGAAGUAUUCAAUAAGGCACAUGCUCGGCUAAGGAAUGUCAUCGAACGAACAUUCGGAGUGACAAAGAAGAAAUGA